AUGGAUGAGUUUAGCCAUUCAGGGCCAUCACAUCUCAGGCGCAUUGACUGGGACGAUGCGUAUCACUGCAGAGCUGUUGUUGCAAGCUUAGUUAAUGGAGUUUACGUGAUGGAAAGGGAUCGCCAGAGGGGACGGCAGGGAUCCCAGGCUCUCGCUCCGCCAUGGUGGGAGUUCUUCCAUUUCCAGUUAUGUCACGUUUUAGUAGAUGAGGUUGAUUCCACUAUCUUUGGCGCCGUUUACAAAUUCGUGCUUCCUGAUCGGGCAAGAAAUGCCCCAGCUUAUGUCAUCGCCCUCAGAGGAGUGAUGCUUACGCCGGCCACUUCUGCAUGCGAUUCCAAGCUAGUUGCGAUGUGUGUCUCGAAUAUGCUCCACAGGGGCUCCCGCUUCAAGUCUGCUUUAGGAGUGGUGGAGCAUCUCUUGCAUUCGGUCCGGGCACCUAAUGUGUGGUUGGCAGGGUAUGCUCUCGGUGCUGCCAUCUUGGUACUCGUGGGUAAGAAGAUGGCCAGGAAGAAUUUUGCUCUCAAGACAUACCUAUUCAAUCCACCGUUCAUGACCGUGCCGCUGGGACGUAUCAAGUACCGCAACUUAAGAGACAAAUUAAUGACCCUAGCCAGGUUACUUAAAGCUGCAACUGCCGGCGCUCUGAACCCUCCCAAAAAUGAGCCUCUAGUACAUGACAAGUUUGAAGUCUUAGCUUGUUGGGAACCCAACCUGUUUGUGAAUCCUGAAGAUGAUCUCUGUUCGGGUUACAUAGGUUACUUUGAGCUUCGAACACUGAUGGAAUUGAUCGGAGCAGGGAAAGUAGAGAUGAUCGCAAUGCAAAAUUCACUGAUUAACCUGGCCAGGAGGGAUUCGGAUGCAGAAUCAAUUGACACCCUCCCUACAGCCUGUCUCACUACCAAUCUGUGUCCAUCUCCAGAUUUUAAACUGGCGCAUGGCAUUGAGCAGUGGUGGGAUAAUCGUACUCAAUGUCGGUCCGUGCUGCAUAGGUUCUUGCCAAAGGAAAGGAAGUUUGAGAUGAUCGAAAUGCCUCCAAGACACACUCAGCAAGGGCGUGGACGGAAAGUUGUUGCGAAACUGUGA
This is a messenger RNA of Syzygium oleosum, 1083 nucleotides long. RefSeq names its product GDSL esterase/lipase At4g10955-like. Bases 1 to 1083 code for a protein of 360 amino acids. Lineage: Eukaryota; Viridiplantae; Streptophyta; Magnoliopsida; Myrtales; Myrtaceae. The record is from RefSeq and is a predicted model, not a curated record. The transcript is spliced from 2 exons.